CAAAAAUUUAAAAGAGGGUUGCUGAAAGUUGAAAUUUUUCACCUAAAUUUGGGAAAUUGGAGAGCCUAGGAUGAUGAGAUUCGCAUUUACAAGCGGAGCCUCACCCAAGAUUUCACCGGGCGGGGCAUCCAAGGGGAGUGAGGCUGAUCUCAUCGCCUGCACUUUCAACAUUCAAGACGAGGCUAUGAGUGUGGUGGGAAGUGAGGUAAUGCCCCUGGAGUAUGGUGGCAUGGAUUCGGAGACCAGUCCGUCUCCAACGAGUUCGGAGAGGACAGUGGAGGAGAGGGGAGAAGAAGUAGUAGUAGGGGAGGAAGAAGAGGAAAUUCCCUCGAAUGUGUUAGAAUCUGGGGAUGGCGUAGACGGGUGCUAUGACCCGGACCUAGAGAUAGUGUCCGAGGCUGGGGGUAGAGGAGAGAAGGGAUGGUACCACUUCGGUCCUCGGUCGUCCAGCAAAGAGAAUAAGAAUUUAUUCUCUCCUGGACCGUCAUCCAUCAAAGGGUGGAAAGAAAAUUUCUUCUUUGUGGAUGACACCGAGUGGAGUAGGAGGGAUUCCGAAGUGGAACAGUUGUCUGCUUGGAAAGCGAAGAAAGCCAAGCAGAACAACUAUAAAUUAAAUGAGGAUGAGGCGGAAGAGGUGGAGAAGCUGGUGAGGGAGGAUGGAGAUGUGGUGGACAUCUUAUACCUCACCAGUUCGCAGGCAAUAGAGGCUGCUGAGCUCUAUGGGCCAAGCUCAUUGAGCGAAGCUGAGAUGGAGGAGUUUACAAAUGCUGCUGGGGGCUUGCGCAUCCCUAAAAAGCCAAGGAAGAAGUCAACGACUUCAGCUGUGGCGAACAGAGGGGUGCCCGAGAGAGAGCGCCUACCCAGCACCUCAGCCCGGGCCGUGGAGGUGCAGCCAAGGCCGGAGCCUGUGAUGGGGGGCAGCGAGGACGUAAGCGAGGAGACGGCACCGCUCCAGAGGAAGAAGAGGAGGGUGGCAGAGCUAGAAGGCAGGGUGGAUGAGAGUGCGAGCUGGACAAACGCUCUAGCGCAGGAAUAUACGGAGAGCGUUAGAGAUCGUGCCAGCUUGCAGAGGCAAUGUGAUGUCCUGCGAAAGGAGAAGGAGGAUCUCCAGAAGGAAAAGGGGGAGUUGCAGAAGAAAAACCAGCAGAUUCAGAGGAGGCUGGAUGAGGUGACACCAACAGUGGCCGAGCUCCGGAGUGACAACAGCAUCUUGAGCACGAAACUGUCUCUUGAGGAACGCAAAAGGAAAAUUUGCGAAGAGAAGCUUGAGGCUCAAGACAAGUAUAUCGAGAGCCUGAAGAAAGGGGCAAUGGAGCUGAAGAACAACGUGGAGCUGUUGGUGCACAACGGAAUGGAGGGACAUAUUGGCAACUUUCUCAACUCCAGCGCCUUCGAGGACAUCCUCAAGCUCUACCGGCUGCCAACCGCCAUCCUGGCCUUCACGGACUGCAGAAAGAGGGUGAAGGCUCAGUACCCAGAGGUGGACGUGACAACGGUCACCUUUGGGGAACAGGAGGAAGGAGUGGAGGAGGAUGGGGAGAGCCUCUGUGCUGACUUCCGACCUCAAAUCACGUUGAGGUGGGAGCGUGAUGCCGAGGGGCGCAAGAUUGAGGCUCUGCAGGUUUUUGAGGAGAAAAAGAGUACUGUUGGAAGGAAAGGUACCAGAAAGGAGACUGCAGCUGAGAUCAAGGGCGAUUACAUGACCUGUGACAUUAUCACACCUAACCCCAUCCCAAGAACAGCAGUCUAUACCUACCUUCCAGGACUUAGUCUUAGAAUGAUUAGGUUUGGUGUCGUAAAAGUACGCACAUAAAGAAUCAAAAGGAGAAAGAGUGUAAUUGAUGGAAAAGGAAGUCUUGAAUUGCAACAAGGCAGCAGCCUCCUCAUGAGAGCAGAGAUGUGUUGUUGAGAAGGAAGAAGCAUGUGAAGAGGAUGAGAAGGCAGAGGAAGAAGAAAAGGAGGCAGAGUGG
Messenger RNA from Rubroshorea leprosula, 1970 nucleotides. The record is from the annotation of a GenBank genome assembly. NCBI's taxonomy places the organism in Eukaryota, Viridiplantae, Streptophyta, Magnoliopsida, Malvales, Dipterocarpaceae.